AUGCUUUCCUCCGCCGUGCUCUUCUCGACCCUUGUGGUCUCGGCUUUGGCCCAGAACUCCACCUCCUACAUCUUGCCUGGAGGCUUCAACCUCGGCCUGGUCAAGCCGGAUGAGCUGAACUCAUGGUGCCAGGGACAGCGCAACCAGUGCCCGGCGAUUUGCAAGGGUGACACCAAGGAAAACACCUGUGAUCCGGCCACCCUCAAGUUCAGCUGUAUUUGUUCUGAUGGCAAGGCUGCCGAUGUCGCGCCUUAUAUCCAGACUGUUCCCUUCUAUGUCUGCGAGGCCAACUAUGGCCAGUGUGUUGACGCCCAUCCCAAUGAUUCCAUGGGCCAAGAGGCCUGCAAAAAGGCUGCCAAGUGUGGAAGCAAGAAUGCCACUGCUAUUGAAAGCACCUCAUCGUCGAUGACUGCAACCAGCACUCUGGCCAUGACCACAAGCACCGGCACUAGCUCCGACUCCUACAAUAACAAGGCCGUCAGCUCGUCGUCGGUUGCCGCCAGCGCUACAACCACCAACGCUGCCGCUCCCCUGGGAGGCCUCCUCGAGACUUACUCCACCGGUAUGAUGGCUGGCCUCAUGUUCCUGGCUAUGCGUCUGGUGCUGUGA
Molecule: messenger RNA, 609 nt
Organism: Penicillium pulvis
Lineage: Eukaryota; Fungi; Ascomycota; Eurotiomycetes; Eurotiales; Aspergillaceae
Exons: 3
Coding region: 1-609 (202 amino acids)
Source: RefSeq, a predicted model, not a curated record